Messenger RNA from Mercenaria mercenaria, 1026 nucleotides. RefSeq names its product interferon-inducible GTPase 5-like. The record is from RefSeq and is a predicted model, not a curated record. NCBI's taxonomy places the organism in Eukaryota, Metazoa, Mollusca, Bivalvia, Venerida, Veneridae. Gene Ontology annotation, cellular component: membrane. The transcript has a single exon. Gene Ontology annotation, molecular function: GTP binding. Bases 1 to 1026 code for a protein of 341 amino acids.
AUGUAUGCCCCUGUUGGACCAACUGAAACAACUUUCCGAGCAAAGUCGUAUCCACAUCCGGAGAACAAGCGUCUAAGAUUUUGGGACUUACCGGGUAUUGGUACUGAUGCAUUUCCAAGGAAUACAUACACAAAAGAUGGAAAAAUAGAUUUUCAUUCCUACGAUAUUUAUAUCAUUUUGGCAUCAGACAGGUUUACGGAGGAUGAGACAUGCCUUGCUGAGACGAUCGAGAAGGCCGGAAAAAUCUUCCUGUUUGUCCGUUCAAGAAUUGAUAUACAUUUAGACAAAUGUCAUGAUGAAGAAGCUGUGGUAACAAAGAUAAGGAAAGAAUGUCAGGAGAAACUGAAAAAUAGAAAAAUAAAAUCAGAAGAUGUUUUUCUAAUAUCAAGUAAGUUUUUAAACCGCAGGUGUCUCGACUUCGAAAGAUUAUUGCAACGUCUCUUGGUUAGCCUUCCUGCGUUGAAGAAAGAAGCAGUGAUGUUUUCCCUACAAUUCAACACAAAAGAAUUCAUAGAUGCCAAAGAGAAAGCAUUACAAUCAAGAAUUCUAAAGCUUAGUUUAGGAUCUGCAGUUGGUGGUCUUGUUACUAUUCCAGGUGUUUCGUUACUAAUUGACAUAAUUUUGAUUGCAAAAGAACUAGACUUCUAUCGUAAGACUUUAUGUCUUACUGAGAUGGAUCUAAUUUGCUUGGCCAAUAAGACAAAGAAAACGGUCGAGGAACUAAAGAAAGAAUACAAUUUGAAAACGUUUGAUACAUGGGCAUUUGCCAAUGAGGACGCCGCAAAACUGACUACUAUACUCGGUCCAAUUUUUAAGCAGAUUUCCAUGUCAGAAACAGUAGAAUCAAGCGCUAGACUUAUUCCCAUGGUUGGUUCUGCCAUCGGGGCUGGGAUGUCUUUUGCAACAACAAUCUACUUCUUGAGAUCAAGCCUGAACAUGAUGGUAGAGGAUGCCAGAAAAAUGAUUCACAUCCUCGUGGUAGAAACUGGCAGUAGAGUUUUUCAGCCGAAAGGUGCGCGCCGGUAG